Pipistrellus nathusii (Nathusius's pipistrelle) is the source of this 402-nucleotide messenger RNA. The record is from the annotation of a GenBank genome assembly. NCBI's taxonomy places the organism in Eukaryota, Metazoa, Chordata, Mammalia, Chiroptera, Vespertilionidae.
AUGAUCACCUCAGAGGACAGCCGGAUGAGUUUCCACGUGUGCGAGAACAAUGCUUUCACCACCAGAUGGGAUUACUCCGACUCAUGCGAUGGACGACGAUCACACUGUAAGCAGUGCCCUACUUUGUCCAGUUGGCAUUUUCAUGCCUGUCUCAAGCCCAGACCUCACCGUGCUCCUGGGCACACCUCCCCCCUCUCCCCCCCUGGGAAGUGCGAGGACACACCUGCUUCCUCUGAGACCCACUGGGCUCCGAGGACCCGGGUGUCGCCUUGGUCCUCUCAGCUCAGCGCCAAGGUUCCCAGGAGACCUUUGGUGUGGAGAAGCAGACCCUCGGGGUCCUUAGGACUGCCACAGCGACUCAGAGGGGGGAACAGGACGAAGCUUGGAUUGAUCUUCACAUAA